Molecule: messenger RNA, 1296 nt
Organism: Phytophthora megakarya
Lineage: Eukaryota; Oomycota; Peronosporomycetes; Peronosporales; Peronosporaceae
Source: the annotation of a GenBank genome assembly
AUGUAUGUAGACGUGGAACGGCACGUAAAAGAGUGUGUGGAUUGUGCAAGCGGAAAAGGACAUCCAUCUAACCCUGGUCCAUCCCCUGGAAAUAUCGAACCAAGACGACCAUUUGAGGUGGUCUCGAUGAAUUUCGUGACACACAUGCCGAAAUCGGAGCGAGGAAACACUUUCUUGCUCUUAUUCCAAGAUAUGUUCUCAGGAUUCGUGAUGUGUAAACCGAUGUCCUCCACGACAGCCUCCCCGACAGCCCAGGAUGUAGCCGAGGCAUAUGAGGAACGGGUGUUCAGGGUGUUUGGCGCUUCAGAAAUGAUCCGCCAUGAUCAAGAUCCAAGAUUCAUGAGCGAAAUUUUCACCCGAUUCAGGGAACUCCUGGGUAGCCGUCAGAGAUCCACCCUGAGUUACCGACCCCAAGCCAAUGGACAACAAGAACGUUCUGUUCAGACUGUUAUCCAGAGUGUGCGAGCGUAUGUUGCCGAGGCAGACCAAUCAGAUUGGGACGAUCAUGCCGAGCGAUUGAUGUUCGCCGUGAACACAUCGUUUGACUCGACCCGCCUGGAUACGCCAUUCUACCUAGUACAUGGCUGGGAUGCUCGAGGCACCGUAUCUUCCAUGCUGGGGCCUAAGCCGUCCAGCCUUCCAGAACAGACCGCGUACGAAUGGGGAAGAAAGUUCCAACAUGACUAUGGUUAUGCACGAGCAUGUGCUCAGGACUUGCAGAAGAAGGCGAAGCGCCUGAGAUCGGAAGCUCAGACCCAGAAGUGGAGAGAGCUUUCAGAACGUUUGAAGUCCGGAUUCGAAAGGGGCGACGCAGUGUGGCUGUAUAUACCCAAAGUGCAACCAGGGCUGUGUGACAAGUUGGCACACCUAUGGCAAGGCCUUUUCAGAAUUGACGAAGUACAUAAUGAUUUCAGGGUGAAACUGAAGAUCGACGGAGCUGGGUGCACGCCAUUAUUCCCGAAGAGACCAGUCGACGAAAUCACCCUGGAUGAGAAUGAUGACUUGGAUGCAGAAUUGUUGUCUGAAGAUAGUUGGGAAGCAAACAACCAGGAUGGUGAGUACGAAGUGGAACGAAUCCUGGAUCUCCGAUGGACUAAACGCACCCGCACAUCCAGAAGGACUAGAGAAUACCUUGUCAGGUGGAAGGGGUACGUCGAUCCUGAAUGGAUACCACUAUCGCAACUCAACUGUGGAGCCCUGUUGUAUGAAUUCAACCAAGGCGCCAGAGCCAGAGGCGCCAGAGCCAGAGCACGCUUCAGGGUGAUGCAGGCUGGUGACGACCAUCCCCAAAUUUAG